Molecule: messenger RNA, 678 nt
Organism: Orbilia oligospora ATCC 24927
Lineage: Eukaryota; Fungi; Ascomycota; Orbiliomycetes; Orbiliales; Orbiliaceae
Exons: 5
Coding region: 1-678 (225 amino acids)
Biological process (GO): superoxide metabolic process
Cellular component (GO): mitochondrion
Molecular function (GO): superoxide dismutase activity; metal ion binding
Source: RefSeq, a predicted model, not a curated record
AUGUCGAUUGCAGCUUCAGCACGCUCCACGCUCGUCAGAGCAUCCAAGGCAUCUAGUGUUCGUGCCUUGGGAGGCCUUACCGCUGUCCGAACCAAGUACACCCUUCCGGACCUGCCAUAUGACUUCGGCGCUCUCGAGCCACAUAUCUCUGGCCAAAUCAUGGAGACCCAUUACACAAAGCACCACCAAACCUAUGUCAACGGCAUCAACGACGCGCAAGAGAAGUUCGCCGCCGCGUCUUCACCUGCCGAGAAGGUUGAAUUGACUUCGCUCAUCAAGUUCCACGGUGGUGGCCAUGUGAACCAUAGCUUGUUCUGGGAGAAUUUGUCUCCUACCAGCAAGGCUGGUGGUGCACCACCCAGUGGUAAGUUGAGCGAGGCAAUCAACGAUACCUGGGGUAGCUUGGAUGGCUUCAAGGGAAAGAUGAACACCGCUCUUGCCGGUAUUCAGGGAUCCGGAUGGGGAUGGCUUGUCAAGGAUAACACCACCAAUAAGUUGUCUAUCAUCACUCUACCCAACCAAGACCCAGUAAGCACCACCCAGUACACUCCAAUCAUUGGUAUUGACGCCUGGGAGCACGCAUAUUAUCUCCAAUACAAGAACGUUAAGGCCGAUUAUUUCAAGGCUAUCUGGAACGUUAUCAACUGGCAAACUGGAGAGAAGAGAUUCUCUUCCUAG